GUCAAUCGGCCAGGUUUACAAAACCGACAGAAUUAUACUGCGACAUUAGGGGAACAGAAUGGUGUGGCUUUAUUUGCUGGGAAUAACAUGUGGUUUAAUCGUAGCAUUUGUAAUAUUCAGCAAGAGAAGACACGGGUAUUUUAAGCAGCUAAAUAUUCCUGGCCCAGAACCUGCUCCGUUUUUAGGAAUCAUUCCUUUAAUUAAGAAAAAGGGGAUUGCUAAAACAGAUUUGGAAUUGUUGUCAAAAUACGGAAAAAUAGUCGGAAUUUUUGUUGGACACAGACCUUGUUUAUUGACGAGUGAUGCUGACUUUAUUCACGAAGUCUGUGUAAAGAAGUUUAAUUGCUUCAGAAACAGAGCGAGCAUUAUGAACCUGGGCUGUACUCUGCAGUCGGCUGUUGCCCUGACAAAGGAUGAGAAGUGGGAGUUCCUUCGUAGGAGAUUGGCGCCAUUAUUUUGUCCGGCAAAACUAGAAAAAUCAGGUGUACUAUCCAUCGUAAAUGAAUGUGCGGAUGAAUUGGUGGAUCAUAUAAAGGAAUUGUCUAUGGCAAACAAAAAUGGCUUCGAUUUUUACGAAGCGUGUGCCUAUUACUCAAUGGACGUUUUGUGUACCUCUCUAUUUGGCCAUCGUGUGACCAGCCAUAAAAAUCCUAAUGAAGAUUUUGUCAGAAAAGUUCUUGAAGCCUUUAACGCUGGCAAUAAAGAUAUUGUAAAGCCAGUAACACUAUGUGCAAUACUUCCCUGUUUGCGGCUCUGGUUCCAGUGUAAAAAUUACAACCCUAUCUCCAAGGUCACCAGGAAGUUUUUCAAUGAUCAGAUGACGGCAGAAAUAGAGAAGAGGGAUAACCCAGAUAAUAAAUGUAAUGACCUUCUUCAAAGUAUGCUGGAAGCCGACAGCAACUCAAACACUACCAAGGAAAGGAAGGGGAUAAACCUAGAUCUAAGCAUUUCCGACCUAACGGCUAAUAGCUUAUUCUUCGUCUUGUCCGGAUACGAAACGGUGGCUAAUGCACUAGGACUGACAGUUUUAUGUCUAGCAGUACAUCCUGAAUGCCAGAAGAAAUUGAUAAAUGAAAUCAGAGCAUGUUUAAAAACAUCAAACUCUGAUUGUCACAAAGAG
Saccostrea cuccullata (small rock oyster) is the source of this 1120-nucleotide messenger RNA. Its product is annotated as cytochrome P450 3A41-like. Gene Ontology annotation, molecular function: iron ion binding; steroid hydroxylase activity; oxidoreductase activity, acting on paired donors, with incorporation or reduction of molecular oxygen. NCBI's taxonomy places the organism in Eukaryota, Metazoa, Mollusca, Bivalvia, Ostreida, Ostreidae. The transcript is spliced from 10 exons. The record is from RefSeq and is a predicted model, not a curated record. The annotation marks the transcript as partial.